GGUGGGAUAUUCUCUAUCCAUGAUGUGCUUCGUCUCCGAUCGCAGCUUCUGGAUUCUUUUACUCGCAGUUCUUAAUUCCGGCGAUGCUGUGACAGGGAUUCUCCAAUCUUCAAAAUGAUCGCUAAUGUCAAAUCCAGCGGAUAUCCGUCUGCUGCUUCUUCUCUCUCUUCCGUUCGAUCCUUAGCGCCAAUACGGUUCCCUUCGCUACCACGUACCGUUCGUUUCGACGGUUCUGGAACUUCACGGCGGCUCCAGGUACUCGCCAUGGCUGUGAAGCGGAGUCCUAAGCGCCUCAAGUACUCUGCUCCACGCUUCACCAAGGAAGGGAGCUUGCUAUAUGUCAAAGCUGAAUCGGAAGAGGAUGCUUGGAAAUUAGAACCCAUAGUAGAUCUUCUAAAAGAAGGCGCAGUUGGGGUUAUUCCUACGGAUACAGUGUAUGCAAUAGUUUGUGAUUUGAAGAACCCCUCAGCCAUUGAACGAAUGCGAAGGAUCAAGAAUAUAGAGCCUUCCAAGCCUCUAAGUAUUUUGUGCCACUCUUUCCGGGACAUCGAUAAAUAUACUACAGGGUUUCCCUGUGGCGACGGCCAAGGCCAUUCAAAUAUAUUUCGCAUGGUUAAGCAUUGCCUACCUGGACCAUAUACCUUCAUCUUAACUGCAAGCAAAGAACUGCCUAAACAGUACAUAGGGUACGGCACAACCACUGCAAAACAUGCUGCAUCAAGGAAGAAUGUCGGUGUGCGCAUUCCCGAUGAUGCAAUAUGUCAAGCAGUACUGGAAAAGACGGAUGCCCCAUUGAUAUCCACAAGUGUCAAAUGCUUGAAGGAAAAUGAGUGGUUGCUCGAUCCAGUUGUCAUAGCGGAUAUCUACGGGAAAGAGGGUCUGGAUUUUGUGGUGGAUGGUGGAGUGAGAGUGGCAGAUCCAUCCACCGUAGUAGAUAUGACUAUCACUCCACCAAAGCUUUUGCGGCAAGGGAAGGGAGCUAAACUGCCAUGGAUGGUAGCUGAAGGUGACGAUGGACCACCCACCGAGUGACGAUAUCCGAAUCGGGUCUGCCAUUUUGUGGAUAACCCGCUUCACAAAUCACAUGGAAGACAAUCCAGUUCCAGUUAACAAACAAAUCAGCUGGAGUUUGUACAGCGUGUUGUUCUUGGGAUGCAGAAAGGGGCUUUGCUUCCUUUCAACGUUGAAGACCAGAUGCGCCCAUGGCUGCUUUGUCUUUCAGGUUUUUCUCAACUCGAAAAAUUAUCAUCUCUAUAACUACGUUUCGAAUUUCGAAUUAACACUUCUUCAA
Messenger RNA from Cucurbita moschata (crookneck pumpkin), 1291 nucleotides. RefSeq lists its product as uncharacterized. The transcript is spliced from 9 exons. The record is from RefSeq and is a predicted model, not a curated record. Gene Ontology annotation, molecular function: double-stranded RNA binding. The coding region runs from base 115 to 1032 and encodes 305 amino acids. Lineage: Eukaryota; Viridiplantae; Streptophyta; Magnoliopsida; Cucurbitales; Cucurbitaceae.